Molecule: messenger RNA, 2127 nt
Organism: Clupea harengus (Atlantic herring)
Lineage: Eukaryota; Metazoa; Chordata; Actinopteri; Clupeiformes; Clupeidae
Gene: ntng2a
Product: mucin-5AC-like
Exons: 2
Coding region: 85-1716 (543 amino acids)
Biological process (GO): animal organ morphogenesis; tissue development; axonogenesis
Source: RefSeq, a predicted model, not a curated record
CACACACACACACACACACACAUAUACACGCACACACACACACACACAGAGACAGCUCUACGUGUCUUGCCUCUGAUCUUUCUGAUGUGCACAGUUACAGUAACGCCGCCUCCUGACGCCAUCACUGCACCAACCAUCCCAGACACCUCAUCAGCAAGCUCAGUCACUGUGGCAACGGAUGCAAGUGCUACGGUGACCAGCUCCAUUUCUGUGGAUGCUGGACCGAUUCCCACAGUAACCGACACGACCACGGUGGCAACUUAUGGGGCACCUUCAGCAAUGACAACCACUCAGAUGGCGAACACUUUGACCGUCGUCCUAGCAACGGAUGUGGCUAGCCCGACGACCAGCGUUCCUCCAAGAGACAUAGACACAGUGGCUGAUGCUAUUCCUGUUGCAACUGAAGUGGCUCCCCUAACAACGGCUGGUCCUACAGGAGCUGGUACCUCUCCUCUAGGAAACAUGGUUUCCCAGGCAACUGAUACUCCUGCAGCCACUGACCCAGUGCUCCAGGCAUCCACGGUUGGGCCUUCCACAGCCAGCACUCUUCCUCAGUCUACAGCUGCUGGUUCCCAGUCUACUGAUGUUGCGCCUGCACCAACAGAUGCUGUUUCCCCUGCAACUGUUCCUGUUCCCAUAGCAACUGAUACUGUCCUUCCAGUAACCGAUGCCCUUCCACCCCCAACUAAUACUGCUGUACCAGUAACCACCAUUGCUCCCAUAGCAACCAACACGAUUCCUGUUGCAACGACCUUUCCCAUAGCAACUGAUAGUGCUAUAGUAACAGAUGCUGUUCUUGUAGUAACAGAUGCUGUUCCUGUAGCAACGGAUGCUGUUCCUUCUGCAACUGACAUGGCUCUGCCAGCAACUGAUGCUGCUCCUCAGGCAACCAAUGAUGCUGUUCCUUCAGCAACUGAUGCUGCUCCUCAGGCAACCGAUGAUGCUCCUCAGGCAACUGAUGCUGCUCCUCAGGCAACUGAUGCUGUUCCUCAGGCAACUGAUGCUGCUCCUCAGGCAACUGAUGAUGUUCCUCAGGCAACUGAUGCUGUUCCUCAGGCAACUGAUGCUGCUCCUCAGGCAACCGAUGCUGCUCCUCAGGCAACCGAUGCUGCUCCUCAGGCAACUGAUGCUGUUCCUUCAGCAACUGAUGCUGUUCCUUCAGCAACUGAUGCUGUUCCUUCAGCAACCGAUGCUGUUCCUUCAGCAACUGAUGCUGCCCCUCAGGCAACCGAUGCUGCUGCCCCAGCAAUCGAUCCUGUUCCUCCGGCGACAGAUGUCGUUACACCUGCUGUACCUGAAGCCCCAGCCCCAGACAUGGUGGAAUCAGGUGGAGGGAAGGAUGGAGCGGGAAGAGAAGCGAACAACUCAGAAAGCACCGCUUCAAAUAAAGAGGAAGAGAAAUCAGUUACUGGCAACAGUGAGAAGAGCAAUGAAACUCCAGGCAACAGGGGCGAGAGCAGGGAGGCCAAAGAGGAAGUGAAAGAGAGCAAAAAAAAAAAGAAAGAGAAAAAUAUUGAUAAGAAAGACUUUGAGAAAAAAGGUAUUCUGCUAGUAGUUGGUGCUUUUGUGUGUGUUUCGUGUGUGUGUGUGUGUGGCUUGUGUUCUUCCCAGGCGAAGGCACAAGAACAGCAAAUAGACUUCAGCCCAGUCCCCCGUGUCUCAGUAUUAGCAGUCCUCCUCUCCUCUCAACUCCGUUCGCAGACACGGCAUGUGUGAUUAUCACAUGAGAUCAUGUCCUCUUGUCUAUUGCACGAGCUACGAGAUGCAUCACCUCCCCGCCCCAAAUGUUAAUGCAUUCGGAUCCUGUCUCACAAGCAGGUCAAUAUUCCCUGAAUAUUUCCACUGCGCAGGCUUGUUAUUGACUGAAGAAUGGAGUUGAAGGUGGAGUUCUAGCUGCCUGCUCACCUCAGGCUGGCAGACAGGAUGAGCAGAGCAGAGCAGAGCAUAGCUGUCCUCAAAGAGGUCCUCUCGCUGUCCCGGUGACAGGUAAUUGGUAAAUGGACAGCAUUUAUAUAACGCUUUUCUACUCAUUAGAGCACUCAAAGGCUAAUGCCUCAGACAUCUACCCAUUCACACACCAACGGUGGAGGUUGCCACGCUUUGCACCAACCUGCUCAUCAGAAGCGG